UCUCUGCUCAAGGGAUUGGAACUAAUCCAGGAAAGGUAGAGGCUGUGAGAAAAUGGAAGACACCAAAUACAGUGAAAGAACUAAGGUCCUUUCUAGGGUUCUGUAGCUACUGCAGGAAAUGUAUUGGGUUUUCUAAAAUUGCAGGUCCUCUUCAUAACCUGGUGAAAUUUUGUCUGAGACAACAUGGUACGGUUAAGAGACCUGAGUUUUGUUCACUUUGGACAGAGGAGUGUAGUACAGCCUUCAAACUGUUAAAGGAGAAGCUUACUUCGGCUCCAGUCUUAGGUUUUGCAGACUUCUCUCUUCUGUUUGUAGUUGAGACGGAAGCUAGUAGGGAGUGUUUAGGUACUGUCCUUUACCAACAACAAGGUGACUCUAGGAGAGUGAUCGCCUAUGCAAGUCGACGGCUACGUAAUGUGGAGAAAAACAACAGGCAUUAUAGUAGUAUGAAGCUUGAACUGCCAGCUCUCAAGUGGGCUGCCUCGGAAAAGUUUAAGGAGUACCUGUUGGGCGCAAAAUUUGUGGUCGUUACAGAUAACAACCUGUUAUGUCAUCUGAAGAUGGCGAAGUUGGGUGCUUUUAAACAGGCUGGCAAAAGAUUCCGAUCAGGGAAGGAAUUUCGAGAGUGAGGUGGUGGCCGAGUUGUGUCGCUUGUAUGGAGUGAAGAAAACACGUACAACCCCUUACAAUCCACAAGGUAAUGCUCAGUGCAAGCGGUUUAACAGAAUGCUCCACAAGUUUUUAAGAAUGCUUCCUCCCGAAAAGAAAAGGCGAUGGCAGAACACCUUCCUGAGUUGAUCUAUGCAUAUAACGUAACCCCACAUGCUACAACGGGGUAUUCACCUUAUUUCUUGUUGUUUGGAGUAGAACCACGUCUUCCAGUAGAUGCUCUCCUGGGCGAGGAACAUCCUGUGAAUAGAGGGCAAGAUUGGUUAGUAAUCCACCAGAGCCGACUCAGAGAAGCUCAUGAAAAGGCGAGAGCAUUUGCAAAGCAGAAAGCGGCCGAGAGAUUGGCUCCACUUAAUGACAAGGUUUACUGUCCAUCUGUUGGUGUUGGGCAGACGGUGUACUUGCGUCACCGCCAUGUAGGUAGACACAAGAUACAGGAUUCCUGGGCUCCAGUUGUGUACCGGGUAGUAGAGGUACAAGGUACCACAUAUACGGUUGAGCCUGUAGAGGGAGGUCCUCAAAAGCGGGUCCACAGAGUUGACUUGCGACCGUGUGAGAGACCUGUGGUUGAAACAGCAGAGGCAGUACGUAGAGUGACAGCUCCAGUAGCUAAGCUUCCCUCUGAUUCAGUGGAAGCUGAACCUGUUGAUCCAGAGUGUGUAAUAUUGGAAGAGGUUACUUUGCCUCACAUGGCAGAGACGAGAGAUGUGGAAAUGGACGUCUCUAGGUCAGCAGAGGAACCGUUAGCAGUGGAAUCUGAUUGUGUUCUGGACAAUGAGGGACAGCAACCCUCUGAGUUAGAGCACACAGGGGAAGAGGGUAUUGUUCUUGUUGCAGAUAGACCUGUGCAACAAAAACCUGUCCCUGCACCAAGAAGGACAAGUCGUGUCAAUGCUGGUGUGCAUCCAAACCCAUUUAAUGAACCCAGGUCGGCAUGUAAUCCUGUCUCAAUCAGCCCUGAAGUCUUUUCCCAGGUUUUGACAAGCCUUGGUAGUGUGUUUUUCAGGGAAGCAGUAAAUGAGGUUAGGAACCUGCACUGAUGUCAUUGAGGACAAUGAUGGGUUUCAGCAGGGGAGAAUGUGGCCAGAGGUAUAAAUACAGCAUGUUUUCAAUGUGUGUUGAAACAGUGUAUGGCCCUUUAAGAGAUCGCCAAUCUCUGCUCGCGAGACUUCCUAUUUGCAUGUGCGUGACCAGAACAGCCAUUUUGAUAUAAUCCGAUGAAGCAGCCGAGUGCCAUGUCGUGGUGUUGGCAUCGGGACGAUUUAUUAUGAAAUGAUGCUGUUUUUCUGGAUGAGAUCGGUUCGUGUGUGAUCCGCGUGAACCUCGUGUCGGGUAUAGUGGAAAUUUCCAGUGUAAGUUCAGUAUUUCUUGUUCAAUUCAUGUGUUACUAUCUGGAAUUGUACAAAUGCUAUCAAUCCUGUUAAAACGCUUGUUUUAAUGUUUAACAAUGUAUGUUCAUGUGAAAAAUGUGGUUAUU
Molecule: messenger RNA, 2146 nt
Organism: Sinocyclocheilus grahami
Lineage: Eukaryota; Metazoa; Chordata; Actinopteri; Cypriniformes; Cyprinidae
Exons: 2
Coding region: 774-1709 (311 amino acids)
Molecular function (GO): nucleic acid binding
Source: RefSeq, a predicted model, not a curated record